This is a messenger RNA of Penicillium waksmanii, 1047 nucleotides long. Its product is annotated as isopenicillin N synthase family dioxygenase. Bases 1 to 1047 code for a protein of 348 amino acids. Lineage: Eukaryota; Fungi; Ascomycota; Eurotiomycetes; Eurotiales; Aspergillaceae. The transcript has 2 exons. Gene Ontology annotation, molecular function: dioxygenase activity. The record is from RefSeq and is a predicted model, not a curated record.
AUGGCCAACAGUCCUCAACAGCUCCACCCUACAUAUAUGGCCGUGAACAAGGAUGAUUUGCUGAUAGACUUCGGUCCCUUUUUUUCGGGAACUCCGUCUGACAAGCAUGCCGUCGCCUUAUCCAUCACCGAGGCGCUCAAAAACUCUGGCUUUCUCUACUUAAAAAAUCACGGAAUACCACCAUCGAUUGUGUCUCAGGUGUUCUCUUCAUCUGCUCGAUUCUUCGAUCGCCCCCAGGACCAGAAGAACGAUUUAGGAUGGACAACCCCACAAUCAAAUCGUGGAUACGUUGCCAUCGGCCGAGAAAAGCUUGCUACCCUUGAUGAAACAGGUGAGAUAGAUACUCGCCGGAAAUCUGUACCCGACAUCAAGGAGACUAUGGAGAUUGGCCGGGAGGACGUAGAUAGCUUGCCGAACCGCUGGCCCGACCAUCUCGAUGACGAAGGCAAAAGGUUCAAGGAAACAAUGCUUGGGUUUUUUGAGAUGUGCAAAAAUCUACACAAGCAGGUCAUGAACUCGAUCGCCCUUGGUAUGAACCUGCCCGGGCACUUUUUCGACGAAUUUGUAAGUGAUGGUGAUAAUAACCUUCGCCUUUUGCAUUAUCCGCCCGUCCACAAAGAUGUCUUCAAGAAGAACCCUGAGCAAGUUCGCGCCGGUGAACAUAGUGAUUAUGGCUCUGUUACACUGCUCUUCCAAGAUCGACAUGGGGGCUUGCAAGUGCGCAGCCCCAGGGGGUCGUUUGUUGACGCCACUCCAAUCGCCGAUACAAUCGUGAUCAAUGCCGGCGACCUGCUCGCGCGCUGGUCAAAUGAUACUAUUAAGAGUACCCGCCAUCGAGUAAUACAACCACCCCAGCCCGAGGGCGAGGAUAGCUCGCUCGACAUCUACCCUUCACGUUACAGCAUUGCAUACUUCUGCAACCCCAACAACAAUAAGGUCAUCAAGGCCCUACCGGGAACGUACGGUGAAGAUAUCCAUGUCGCAAAAAAGUACACAGACGUUACCGCGGGCGACUAUCUAGUCCAACGACUAACAGAGACAUAUUGA